CAACCUCAAACACCACACUUUUCCACCUUGCGCGCUCGCAACUCAGUCGCUCUUUUACCAAUAGACCCAAAAGAUACCCGCGAUUCUCCAGUACAAGAAACAGCACCUGCGCAACACGCAAAUCACAUCCGUCACCAUGUCGGACCUUACACACUUUGAUCUCCUCCCUCUUCAGAUGGACCCUCAAUCCAAGUCCAUCUCGUCACUCAACCCAUCCCGCGCCCUCGCCGCCGAACUCGAGACCCUCAACGCCCUGCACCGAUCUCUGCUCAACAUCGAGACACCAUCAGGAGCUCCCCCCCCUCCGAUCCCCGUCAACCCAAAGCGCACAGCCAACGUGACCAAGCUCCGCGACUCGGGCAACGCAGAGUACCGCAAGGGCAAGUACACCGACGCCAUCAAGUUUUACACCCUGGGUCUGCAGAUGGCCAUGACAAGGCCCAUGUGGGAGCCCGCGGCUCUGGUGCGAGAGGAGGUCAGCUCGCUGCUGGCAAACAGGGCGCAGGCGCACAUGGCGCUGCAGAACUGGGCUGAGGGUGCUGUGGACGCACACGCGAGCGUCGAGGCGAGGUGGGUUGGAAACGCUAAGGCUUGGUGGAGGAGAGGAAGGUGUCUGAGUGAGAUGGGAAGGCUGGAGGAGGCGAGGGAUUGGGUCAAGAGGGGUCUCGAGGUUGAGGGUGAGGAGGCUGAGCUUGUGCAGUUGCUCAAGGACGUCGAAGGCAAGAUUGAGAAGGACCAGGCAUGAUUUGGAAAGUCUAUGAUUUCGGGGCUGAAUAUGUGCUCUGAGAUGGAGAUGGCUUCGGCAGUGGUUCACCUGAGACAUGGGAUGGCCGUGACCACCUGCAGGUACAGAGCCUUAGAGAGGACGAGAUACUAGUCGAAGAUGUCUCAGCCUGGAUAUGCCACAUCACGGCAUGACGGAAUGCGGGUUUUAUGUUGAGGGUAAUGGGUUUGUUGUUUCUGCCGUGUUUUUUAUAGGGAGUUUAUGCUUGCCAAAAUGCUUUGUGUCAAUGCGAAAGAAUACCUAUUUCUUG
Messenger RNA from Fusarium vanettenii 77-13-4, 1034 nucleotides. RefSeq lists its product as uncharacterized. The transcript has a single exon. Gene Ontology annotation, molecular function: protein binding. The coding region runs from base 137 to 745 and encodes 202 amino acids. NCBI's taxonomy places the organism in Eukaryota, Fungi, Ascomycota, Sordariomycetes, Hypocreales, Nectriaceae. The record is from RefSeq and is a predicted model, not a curated record.